CCAGACCCGGAAGUGAGACGUCGACAGCGACAACCAAGACCAAGUUGCUGCAAGCACGGAUUCAAAAUAUUACGAUAUUAAUAUACGAUAUUAAUAUUAACUGUGACAAUGCCGUACAUGUUGAUCAGCACGCAGAUACGACUGGAAAACGGGCCGACAGUUGUUGGAGAUGAAUGGAGUGACAUCCAGUUGAUGGACUAUCUCGGUGCUUCGUUGUACAAACAACUUGGAAACAACUUCCUGGAGUACAAGAGCCCUGACCCUCCCCGUGUUGUCUUGAACAAGUUGGAGAAGAAAGGAUUCUCUGUUGUCAGCAUGACAGGUGUGGGACAAACCUGCAUAUGGACGCUUCACCUGCCAGAAGCCCUGGAUGAGGAUAAGAAUAAACAUCAGGCCCACUGAGUGGGGACAAGAUGGUCUGAUUGUGUGCGACAGCAAGGAAGUAGCAACAUAAUAUUGAAUAGUUCAUAUGGGUGUAAUGUCUCCAUGAUCUGGUCAACGCCGUGGUCGAAAUAAUUCAAAUACAUAUAUUAUCAGAGCAGUAGCCUACACACACACACACGUCCCCAACUAUUUAUUCAGUCUAAACAUGUACAAAAACUGUUGUAUUCCAUUCCAAUGCUCAUUCCAUAAAAUGAGCGGUGUUAGUUUUUGUAACUGCUGUGAACCUGCAGUUCCUGUAUGGGCAUUCUGGGAAAUACAAGGCUUGGAGGCACUCAUGUGUUCCUCUUUUACAUUGAAAUGGGAGUUAUAAUCUUGACAGUAACUGGAACGCCAUGGCAAAGUGACACUGGCAAUACAACAAAAAUAGACAAAUAUCUAUUCCCCAAAAUGUUGAUAUACUGACACUGCAGUAACGUAGACCUGCCAAAUAUUACAGGCCUCUUUUGGCCGUAUUGGAUAUAUUUCUUUCAGGGUCUGUAUGACAUACUAAUAAAAUAAAUUAUUUCAUGGUAUAUUAGGGACCUGUCAUAACGUAUGGCUAGUGGGGGUGAUGAUGAUUUUUAUGGAGAAGUAUGUACAAUGUGAAUGACCCCCCUCCCCACCAAAAUGUAUGUACAAAGUGACCCCCCUGCAUCCUACAGGCCAUGUACAAA
Molecule: messenger RNA, 1097 nt
Organism: Haliotis rubra (blacklip abalone)
Lineage: Eukaryota; Metazoa; Mollusca; Gastropoda; Lepetellida; Haliotidae
Product: GTP cyclohydrolase 1 feedback regulatory protein-like
Exons: 3
Coding region: 109-402 (97 amino acids)
Biological process (GO): negative regulation of biosynthetic process
Cellular component (GO): cytoplasm; nucleus
Molecular function (GO): GTP cyclohydrolase binding
Source: RefSeq, a predicted model, not a curated record